Molecule: messenger RNA, 11653 nt
Organism: Caenorhabditis angaria
Lineage: Eukaryota; Metazoa; Nematoda; Chromadorea; Rhabditida; Rhabditidae
Source: the annotation of a GenBank genome assembly
AUGAAAAUUAAUGAUAUUAUUUGUAAGUGCAAAUUUUCGAAAUUCAAAAGUGCAACUUGAAACAGUGAGUUUCGGAAAAAACUAAAAAUAUUUGUAGUUUGGUCAGACCAGCAAUUUGAUUCAAUAGAGACAAAUUUAGAAUUGAACCCCAAUUAAUUAAUUAACAAGUUCAGAUAUGAAAAUUAGAAGUUCAGAUAAUUAAAAUAAUCAACAAUUAAAAAAACAUAAACAUAAAUAAAAUACAUCCUAGAUGAUCCAAAGAAACAUUCUGAACCCGAAAUCCUAACAGAAAAAAAACCAUUCCCAAAAACUCAUCCUCUGAAGUCGUAAAAGAAGUCCGGAGCUCUGGAGAAAACGUCGGAUGAAGAAGUAGAAAUUCGAAAAAUAAUGAUUCAACAAUAUCCUUGCCUAUCCGAUGGGCGGGACAAAGAGUGGCAAGCACUAGGGUUAUAGUUUGAUAAGGCAAAAGUGGGCGGAGUCAAGCUAAACAAGGUUAUGCCAACUGAAAAAGUAGAGGGCUCCAGGGUGAGGGUUUCGAGGAUUGGGAAUCUCAGGAACCCUUUGGUGUGGUGUGGGAAGAGGGGUAUCGUCUUGUGCAGAAUUUUGUGGGGAUCAUUUUAAAACCGCGUUUGAUUGGGUAAAAAUUAGACUCUCUGGUGGAAAAUGCGAAUUUUGUGAGAAAAUUCAAAUACAGCUUGAAAUACUGUAAGAGGGUUUUAGAAAAAAGUUCAAAAUGAGAUCGUUCUUGAAUAGGUUCAAAACUAGACCAGAAAAGUUGACAAUACUCAAGUCAAAUUAUUUUAAUUCAAUAUUCUGAAUGCUGAAAAUUCAGAAUAAUCUAGGAUCUAGGAUAAUUAAAAUUGAUCUUUGAAGAGUUCGAGAAUCUGAACUACAGGUUCCAAACACAAAAGCUUGUGGAAAUUUUUCUCUUUUCAAAACCAGGCCCAAAAAUUCCUUUAAAAAAUAACUUUCCAAUUUCCAGGAACUCCACGCGAACGUGGCUACGCCGAAAAAAUCCUACCAAUCCGUAAAAAAGGCAACAAUCUUCUCUGCACCCUUCUACUCGGAAACGUCGUAGUCAACGCGGCGGUCUCACUUCUCCUCGAUGACCUCAUCGGAAAUGGUCUAUUCGCUCUAGUCUUCUCAACAUGUGGUAUCGUAGUUUUCGGAGAAAUUGUGCCGCAAGCAAUUUGUGUGAAACAAGGCCUACGUGUUGGUGCAGCAACAAUUCCACUAACUAGACUGAUUAUGUUUGUGAUGGCACCGAUUAGUAAAACUAUCUCAAUGAUUUUGGAUUGCUUUUUGAAAGAGGAAUUGACACAACCGCUUGGUCGCAAGAAAUUGGUGGAAAUGAUGAAAAUGUCACAGUUGGUGGGUUUUUCUCAAAAAUAUUCAUUUUCAAAAAAAUAAUAGAGAAUUGGAGGAUUUCAGAAUUGCAAGAAUUUUGUGUUUUGAUACAUAAACAACCAAUAAUUAUAUGGGUUUGAGGGGUAGCGUAUUUUUUUCGAAAUUUAGUUAUGACAAGUCUUUUUGGAAUGUUUUUAACUCAAAGAUUCGAAAAUGUAUGCUCUUCUGACGUAGUUUCUAGGAGCCACGUGAAAUGACGUCAGAAGUUUGAUUUUCACGUGAAAUGACGUCAUAAGGGCAAUUUUCACGUAAUGUCAAUCUCCAAGAGAAAACUUCAGUGCAUGAAUUUUUUUCUCAUUAUUCCCUCUCUACAACAUCUAAUCAGAUUUUAAGAUUUUAAAAUUUUUUGAAUUUUCCAAUCCUCAAAUUCCUGCACAAUUCUUCAAAUUUUUCCCCAAAUCCUAAGAAUUCUGAAAUUCGAAAAAAAAACACACAAAAAAAAUAUUUUCGAAAAUAAAAACUUAUCAAAAACGGAGAAAAAUGCUAGUUUUUUCUAGGUUUGAAAUGAAAAAGUAUAUUUAUCUUCUUAUACUUGUAGCUAUAAUUAUUAUGUUUUUGAAGAGAGAGCGAGAAAAAAAAGAGGCAAAGAAAAUUUGACGAAUUUGUAAACUUUACCUGGUUUUUGAUCGAUAUAUCUGCAACAAUUAUCGGGUUUUGGGGUAUUUUUGAUUUUAAAAAAAUUUGGAUAUUUUGAGAUCCCACAAGUCGGAGAUAUCAUAAGUUUCCACAUUUUCAUGAUCAUGAUUUUUUUUGAUUUCAUAUUUCCCAUUCUAAAAUUCAUUUCUCUCCAGUUCAUUCCAGGAUGAUCAAGAACAAAAAUAAAUCAAAAAUUCUCUAGUUCAAACUACAAAAUAGUGAUUGCUCAUUAUUUGUUUUUAUCAAUUUGGAGCUUGAUGGUUUCUGGGGAAUUCCAGGAUAAUGAGGUUUUUCGAGAACAGUGUUGGAAAAAGUGAAUAACAAAAAUAUAUUAGUCAGAAUCUCGUGCAAAAUAGUUUUUUUUGAGUUUGGAAGACCAAGAUUUAAGGUUUUGGGAGCUCUGCAAAAUCCCUCUCAAUUCUCGACAUUCUGAAACAUGAUUUCAAUUUGAAAAUUGAAAUAUGAAAACAAAAAAAUGUGGUUACAAUAGGUUUUCUCAAAUCAUAUUCUCAUAAAAGUACAAAUUCAAAUUUGACUUUUGAAGUCACUUUUGAAUUUCUUGAUUUUUGUUUUGAAGUUUUGAAGAGUUGUCCUAAAUUUUUGAGACAUUGAAUAUUCGAAAAUCUAGAACACCUUACAUCCUUAAUCUACCUAGAACUCUUUCUUCAAUAUUUCUGAGUUCUUCAUGGUCCCAGAGUUCACACAUUGAUAAAAAAUGGUCCCAUUUAUAAUGAUCAUCAGUGUUUUUUCGAGAAACCCCAUUUAUCCUUAACUUCUAUUCAGCUUCAAUUAUCUCUUCCUUUUCUCUGAAAGUUCCUGGUGUAAAACUCUGAAAGCUCCUGGUGUAAAAUCACCCCUCCCACCAUGAUCAGCGUAUUCGAAAACCCUACACCUCAUAUUUUCAUCAUAACACACACAUCCCCAACCAUUACGUCACCCAUUGACGCACUCUCAGAUCCCGUCGACUUCUUUUCUCCCCUCUCUCUCUGUCUGAUCGGCUCCGGAGCCCUCCACCAGGCACCGCCGCGCACCGCAGCCCUCAAUUCUCAUCAUGCGCCCGCCGUUUUCAACGCUCGAAAUCAAACUCUCAACAUCAAUUCCUGGCAUUUCACUAAUUUUUGUCAUCUUCUACUAUACGAUUUUGAUUUAGCAGAACUUGAGCCUAAUUGGGAAAUCACGAGAUAGAAAAAUAAUAAAUUGUCAUCGUUUUGACUAAGCCUGAAUUGUAAUCAUCUGAAAAUAGUAGCAAAAUGAUCACGGAAGUAUCCGAGGGGAUUUGAAGAAGCUCAGGUGAAGAAGGUCCGAGGAGAAAAUCAAAAGUUUUCGGAAGUAUUCAAGAGCAUUGAACAAUUUGGAAGAGUCCCUUGAGAGUUGGAAUAUGAAAGCUAUUAGAUUUUGUUAUUGAUAAACUACAAACAAUUAUUUGUAUGAAUCAGGAAAACAUUUUUCUAGGAAUCAGGAAAACAUUUUGAGACUCUUCUAGGAUUUGUAGAAGUUUCUAUAUAAUUCCACAAGAAAUGAUAAAUCACUAAUCAUGACGGAAAUUGUUUUUUUUUGUGAUGAAUUUUGAAAAAAAAAAUUCAAUGCCUUUUGACAAAAGAUGCAGCUUCUUUGAUAUUGAAUACAGAACAGAUUUUGGUGAAUCUUCAAAUUGGAAUCAAGAAAUCGAGCCUGACCCAAUUAGUGUACCCGAUCUUGAGAAUGUAUUAGUCCAGAGUGAUUAGUGAAGAUUCUUGUUGUUAAUUCUGUCCAAAAAGGGGCCUCCUCGGCCCAAUUUGAACUUACUUUAUGUAAUUGAUCAACAUUUUUCUAACCUGAUACAAAAAAUCCCCCAAAUUUUGCUCGAUUUUUUUCUAAAUUUUCCUGUUUCUGGAAAAUCUCUCGAUUCCCAUAGAUGACAUCAUUUUAAUUUUGUUUUCUGAAAUUCAGGUUUUUAACCCUAAAAAUACAUUCUUCAAAAACACGCAAAGAAAAUCUUGAUUUUUGAAUUUUUAGUAAAUACUUCAAGCAAUCGAAAAUAAAUUUUUUGAAAAAAAUAUAUCGCGUUUUGAGCCAAAUUGUCUAAUGACGUGCCUAAAAUAUCCAGAAUUUUCAAGAAUUUUGGUUGAUCUUUGAGCUUGAAAAAAUACAAUAUUUGUUGUUGUUAAAUGUUGGGUGAACUCUGAUAUAUCAUAAAAACAGCAAGUUCAAAAAUAGUUCCUGGUUGAAUGGAGAUACUGUAAUUCGAUAUUGAUUGAGAACUUCAGGAGUCAGCUCUGAUAUAUCGAUUUUUUUUUAAAUUAUCUGUCUUUUAACAGUGAAGCAACACAUUCCCAACAUUUGGAACGUCUGGCUGAAUAUAUGUUUUUCCAGAUGUGGGAUAUUUUUAGAUGGAUUUGAUUUUUCAGACGUUCCUUGUCAGCGGGGGAUUUAUGGGAGGAGUAUGUAUGUGAGAAACGAGAGAAAUCAAGCUGGGGUUUGAGAAAGUGCAAAUCAUUAAUUUAAUUUUAUAGAAGCAUAGCUUUCUUGCUAUGAUUUUUUUCUGGGUUACUGUAAGUGGCUUUAUGAGAAAUCAUGGCUUUUUGGGAACUGUUUUAUCAAUCUGUGAUGAAUAUCCAAAAUUCCAUUCAGUCUACUUCAAUUUCAAAUAAUUUUCUGUGGUUUUCAAAUUUCUGAUCAAGUUGUGAUAACUUAUAAUUAAUAUCCAGUUUUUAAGCCACCUUAUUUUUCCUAAUUUCCUUCUAAUUUUGGUAAAGAUCCAUUUUUUUCUAGAUUAUUCUCAAACUAAUAAUUUUAUGUAGGAAUGUUUAUAAGUUCUUCAAUUUCUCCGAAUAUCCCAUUUUUUUAGACAAUGAAAAACUACAAUACUUCAUUACCACCAAGUUUCCCAUAUCCACUUUUUCUCUUAAAAUUUUUAAAUUAAAAUGUUCAUCGAGAUCACCCAGACUUUUUCCGCUGACGUCGUUGUUUUUGCAGAUUCCCUUCUAGAUUUAGAAAAUUGUAGUACCGUAAGACUACAUAUUUUCAAAGUCCUAACGCUACAAAUUUCUUAUCUUUUUGCUAAUUAAUUAUUUAUUCAGGAGAAUGCAAAAAUAGUCGUUUUGAUUUCUUGAAUCUUGAUUAAACAGGAGGGGUUGAAUACAUGGAAUAAAAAUGAGAUAAGAAAAUCAGGCUCAAGAAGCUUGGGAUACUUUAUUUAUGUAUUUACAAAAUAUUUUCUAGUCCCUGAAGAUCCAACACCACAUAUCCAUAACAAAAACAAGAAUUUGUAUGCAAUAAACGACGCCUCUUCUCUCAUUUCAUUUUCCCCUGAACACUAAAUUUUAUGCAAAUUUUCAUUCAAGAACAAAAAUUAUCAAUUUUCCAGGUGGGAGCAAGUGACUGCAAUGAAGAUGACGACUUCAAAAUUGCCCUUGGAGCAUUGGAAAUCACGGAUAAAACAGUUCGCCAAGCGAUGACAAAGAUUGAUGAUGUUUUCAUGCUUCCAACAACGCUGAAACUUGGACCUGAAACUGUGAAUGAGAUUUUGGAAAUGGGUUAUACAAGAAUUCCGAUUUUUGAAAGUGAGUUUAGAAAAACAACAAUUUUAUUUUGGAGCCUUCAAAGAAAAAUUCAACUUUUUUCAUUUUCUAAAGUAAAACAUAAAAUGUUUUGAAAACUGAUGUUGAAUUUUUUUUUUUCAUUUUCUAAAAGUAACUUGAGUCAUAAAACAUUUUUCACUGACAUUUUUUCACAAAAACAAUUUCAAAAUUAAAAAAAAACAAAUUCAGUUACGGUAACUCCGACAUGAAAAUAAUCAAAACCUAUUUUCCCAAAAAAAUUGACUUCCCUGAAAAAUUCAUCUCAUAAAAAACAAACUCAACCCACAGUUUUGCACUUUUCAUUUCCCCUUUUGUUUUUUUCUUCAAAAAUAAAAUAGGUUGAGAAGAUUUUGCAAUUUGUUUGUACUUCCUGGAUUUUCUGAAAAUUUAUAGUAAAUAAGUGUGCACUUGAAAAGAUUGAAAAUGAUUUUUUUUAGAUUCAAAUAUCCAAAAAAAGUAAAAAAACUUUUCAGAUAAUCGGAAUAAUGUAGUUGCUCUUCUCUUUGUCAAAGAUUUGGCUCUUCUGGAUCCAGACGAUAAUAUGGAUGUGAUGAAAGUUUGCUCAGUUUAUAAACAUCAUGUUCGAGUUAUCGAUGAAGAUACACCCCUUCGAUUAUUGCUUGAUGAAUUUAAAAAGGUACUCUGUAGCUUCAGAAAAAAAUAUUUAUAUUUUCUAUUUAUCAACUCAAAUAAUCCCAAAAAUCAACAGAAAAAGAAAAUUCGUAGAACUGAAAAAGCCCCGCACACACACUAAUUGCAAACUGACGAAUUUAAAACCAAAAAUGACCUAUUUAGGAUCUAGGAGAAGACCAAAAAAGACAAUUAGCUGCGAUGAAUAAAUGAUGAGGAGAUGGAAAUUUGAGAAAAUGAGGGAGGGUGAGAGAGUAUGGGAAUGGUGAGAGACCCAGACAGACAGUUUGAUUAUUUUUUGGAAAGUUUUUGGAGAAAUAAUGACGUAUAGGUUUUGGAAACUUUGAGUGAAUAAUUCAUUGAAGGUCUAGAAAAAAUAUGGAUUUGGAAGAUUUUGAGUUUGAUCAGCUAUGAAUACAUGUUUGAACUUUUCAAAAAUCAAUUUUCAAAACAAAAAUUUGAAAAUUGUGAUAGUUUCCAAAUAACAAAAUGACGUGCAAUGUCUAGGUUUUGGACACUUUGAGGGGAAUUAGUGAAUAAUUUAUUGAAUAUUCCGAAGUCUGGAAAUUCUUGAUAGAAUAUUUGAUAAUAUUCUGAAUUUUAACAGGUUCAAUUUGUUCAACAAAACAAUGUUAUAAAGUUUUUCUGAAUUUUUUUCAACAUUUUUAAUUCUCAAUUUUUUUUUCAUAUUUUAUCAGCAAUUUUAAUUUUAAAAAUUUCUCGCUUCAAAAAAAAUUUCUCGCUUUUUAAAAAUUUCUCGCUUCAACUUCUCACAUUCAAAAUCUAAUUCGCAAAAUGAAAGUUGGUUAAAUGUAGAUCACAGUUCGGAAAACUAAAAAAAUUCCGAAUCCUAGAUUUUUUUCAACAUUUUUUUUUUCAAAUUCAAAGAUUUAGCUUUCCAAAAAAAAUUCAGACACAAAUUAAAAUGAAUCUAAAGGAAAUCCAAUUUUUCACUUCAAAAUCAUAUUUUUCUUAAAAUGACGAGAAAAAGUAACUUGGUUGUUUUUUUUCGGAACAAACAAAAAAUCCCUAGGGUGAUGUACACGUUAGUCGAAAUCAUUUUUUUGAACCUAAUCUUUGAUGUGUGUCAAAUUUCAAAUUAAAAUAAAACUCAUAAUUUGCGGAACACUGAAUAAUUGGUUUGAUAUUUAAAAAAUAAUGAUCAAUGAAUCAGAGUUCUAACAUCUCAAACAAUUGAAAAUGUUCCAGGGAGAAUAUCACUUGGCGAUGGUUCAUCGCGUUGUUUCUGUCGAUGAUGCUGAUCCAUACUACGAAUUGACUGGUUUGAUCACAUUGGAAGAUAUUAUUGAAGAAAUUAUUCAGGCUGAAAUUCUUGAUGAAACUGAUGCGGUUUGCGAUAAUGUUCAUCGAAAGAAGCGUGCAAGAACAAAGGUUUGUGUGGCAUUUGGGGAGUAUUUUUUUACUGGGGGGUAAUUUCGUAAGUCUUGAAAAUUAAAAAUUACCCCCCAGUAAAAAAAUCUGGGUUACAUACGUUGAAAAUUCACUUGAUAACUCUGAAAUUUUCAAAAUCAGCUUAUCAGAUUUUGAUCAGAAAUACUUCUGAAAUUCGAAUUUCGCAUCUAAAACUUACUCAAAAUUAUCGCAAAAAUCUUCAUUUUCAUUUCCAGAACAAAAAUUCAUAAACUCAUAACAAAAAAAAACAACAAAACAAAAAUGCCCCCGAAAAUUGCAAUUCCUUUUGCCUUGGGCUAUUUUCAAGUAUACUUGGGGAGAAAUCCCAUUCUUUUUCCAUAUUUUCUGCUUAUCCAUCUUUUUUUUCGUGUGUGCUCCUUCAAGUUUUCUUCUGGCUUUUUUUGCGGCUACCGACCUGGGAAUUAUCUAUCUAUCUAUUUUUCUUAUUCCUGUCCUGUGGAACGAAAAAAAAACACACACACGAAAAAAGGGGUGGAGUCAAGAAAAAGGGAGGAGAAAGCAAGAAAGAAAGAAAAAGAUAUAUUUUUUUUCUUGACUGCUGCUCUUUUAUUCUACCCCUUUUGAAAAUGCUCCGACCACCGGGAGCAAGUUCACUUACCGUAAGGCACAGUUUACGUGAAGCAUCUUGUUAUUCAAUUCGAGAUGUUUCGAUGGCCGGAAGUUUAUCGCGUAAUAAUUUUGGCGCCAAAUUCGAUUCGACAUGGUGUCGAUAUUUUUUUGCGCUUAUUUUUCUGAUUUUUGUCACGUCAGCUGCUAUGUAUUUAUCGAUUUUUAUUAAAAGUAUUGGAACAGAGUGAAUUUCGUGAAAUUCUUAUAAUAUUUCUGUAUAUAAUGUAUGUCUGAAGGUAAAUUUUUAAGAGAUUAUUGAUUAAUUAUACUGUAAUUAUUUGGGUUUUUUGGUAAUUAAGGGGUAGAGGGAUGAUUUUUGAGAUUUUGUCUGAAAAAAAAAAUUUGAAUAGGGAAGAUGAAAAAGAUCUGGAACACUAUUUUGAGGACUUGAAAACAGAAUUUCCAGAUCCUGAAUAAAUUUUAAAAAAAUUAUCUGAAAUCUGUUUUUGAAAUUCGGAAAAAUUUGCGAAGUUAUUCAAACUCCAAGAAAGUUUUCAAAGAUUUUUUUUGCUUAGAAAUCCAGAGAUUUCUUAAAAUUCUCUGAAACAUUGAAAGUUUCGAAACGUUCCCAGAUGUUGAAUAUUUUUCCAGAUAACAUUUUUCCGUUUUCUUUUUUAUUUCAGGUCAAAAAUAUCAUAUUUCUCAACAAUUUUUUGAAAACAAAAAAAAAAUAGAAAGUGCAUUUUCCAAACUCUCUCUCCACCUUUCUCAAUUUCCCCCCAGCAAAAGUUUCAACAUCUCACUUUGCUGCUCUUCCAAACUCAGAGGAGCCAACAACAAGCCGAAAUUUGAUAUUCUCUCCCAUCGUUUUUUCCAUAAAUACAUAUGCAUCAUCUUCAUCUCCCCCACCAACAAUUUUUAUAAAUACAUAUAUAUUCAUAUGUGUGAAAUGAAAAAUAAAAUAAGAAUGCAAAGAAAAACACGAUGUGAAAAACACUAAAUGUGUCUAUUUUUCUCUCGAGUCAGCCAAUCAAAAUAAAUUCAAUUUAUCCUAACUUUGAAAGAUCACAAAGUUUUUUCACUCUCGAACAUCCAUAAGCUCAAAGAUCGUUUUGAAAGCUACAAGUAAAAAUGAGUCACAAGUAGAUUAGAAAUGAAGCCAAGGGGAAAAUGUAAUAAGUAUUUUUUAUGACGAGGGGGAUUAUUUGUGCACUUUUUUCAACAAAAAAAAAUUAAUUUUUCCAGCAUCACGGGUUAUCUGAACUGGUAAAAGAGCCACAAAUCAAAUCGCCAAUCAGUUUUCAAAUGCAAGUUGUCGCAAUUCAAUGGCUCACUUCACAUCAUCCACUAUUCACUUCUGAUUAUAUUGAUCCAUAUAUUUUGGAAAAAUUGAUUCGACAAAAUUGUGUCAAGGUUUGUUAGUUCAAUUUUUUACAUAGAUCUAAUUUUUCUCCCCUUGUUGUUUUUUCAAUUUUCAAAAUGAGUCCAAAACACAGAAAAAUAAAUAAUGUGUGUAUUGGACACUAGAGCUGUUGUUUUGUUUCAAAUUUGGAAAAUACACAAAUAAAAAUAAAUUAGAGGGUUUUGAAAAAUUAUUAUUUUUUAAUUAUAUUAAAGCUGAAAUUGAAUAGUUAGAACUAGGGAUUUGAGGGAAAUUGGAAAAAAACACGGUGAUUCGAAAUUUCAAAAAAAAAAACUUUUUUAGUAACCUGAAAAAAUCAGCCCAUAUACAUUAUUUUUGGAUCUACAUAUAUUAACCUAGCAAAAACAAUAUUCAGAAAAAUUACAGUAAUUUAUAUUUGCACAAAGAAAUUCUCUUGAUUUUUAAUUUUAUAAGGUUUCUGAUAAUAUUCAAAACCCAGAGCUCAUCUGAAACUUCAGUCAGAUAUUCUGUAACUCGCCAAUUUCUAGAGUCGCACAUCAAAUUAUAUUCAUAUUUCCAAAUUUAAAUCAAAUUUUGAUUCCAGGUGCAAAAAAGGACAUUUUCAUGAACUUUUAGUUUCAAAAUAACUUUCUUCCAUACUUUUUCACAAGAUCACAAGUCAUGAUCAAAAACCCAGUAAUCCUCCAUCCCACCCAAACUCAUUUAAAAUUCAUGGAAAAUUUUCAUCUUCAGAUCGAAACUGCUCAUUUGACAUGUUUACGAGAAUUGGGAUCAGCUCCACCAAAACCAGCCACUCUUUACACCAAAGGACAAUUCUCAGACAAGUUCACUUUAGUUCUUCAAGGCUCGGCAAUCGUAACAAUCGGCGAAGAAAAUAUGAAUCUUGAAGCUGGCGCUUGGCAUUCAUUGGGAACUGAAGUGUUGGAUUCAAUCAAGAGAUAUUUGGAUUCGAAAGCGGCGCAUGAUUCAACAUCUUCAUUAGUUGCUAUGAAAGAAGUUGGGUUUAUUCCGGAUUAUUCGGCAGCUGUUCGACACGAAUGUACAUUUAUUUCGAUUUCGGCGGCCACUUGGCUUAAGGCUCGCAGAGCUACACUUUUGACAGCACAGAAAGGACCUGAAGAUUCGAUUGUGAGGGUGAAUUCGCAUUCGAGUUUAGUCGAGGAUUUACCAUCAGCGGUUAGUUGAUUUUUGAGAAAAGCACCUUUUCGGAAUUCGGAUAAAUCUGAUGUGACAGUGUGAAUUUUAACAUUUUUAUUAGUGAAUUUCAAGAAAACUCAAAACUGUGAAGCUUUUUUUGCAAAAAAAAAAACACUUUAACUUUAACAAAACCUCUUGAAAUCCAAAAAUACAGUACUCUAAAAAAAUCAUCAAGUUUUGGCGCCAAAAUCUACAGUACUCCCUACCUUUUUAUUGAAAAAUAAAAUAGUAAAGAUUCCGAAUCCCACCCACUAACUAUUAGUUUCAUUUUUAAAUUCAAAUAUUCCCGCCAAAAUCUACAGUACCCCACCCCGCCCUUCAAAAAGUGAAUGCAUUUCCACUAUCACUUGGUUGUUUUUUUUAUUCGCAUUUCACGCAUAUUCUUUUCAUUUCCAUCUGCCUGACUGACUGACUGACUGAAAACUCUUUUUUUCCUCCCUACAGUAUCCCUACAGUAUCCACAAAAAAUUUAAGAGUAAAAACAAAUCGGAUUUUGGUCGACGUAUGCGUAGAGGCACAUUUGUCUGAAAAUGGUAAAGUUUGAAAAAUCGAGUGUACAUAUUUUUUUCUGGAACUUUUUUCGCCAAGCUUUUGUGUGUUGUAGUGUUAUCCCCCCAAAUAUGUUAUUGUUGUUAUAGAAAUUUUGUUGGUUUUUUUAUAUUAUUAUUAUUAUUAUAUUUUUUCUAUUCAAAAUGCUAGAAAUUUCUUCUAAAAUUAAUCGAUUUUUUUGCAGCUCAAAUCACCAAAACGGAAUGGCAAAAAAUCGGAUGCAAAGCCUAGAAGUGUCAGUGAAAGUGAGCGAACCGAGCUUCUCAAUAUUCAUAAUAAUAAUAUUGAAACCACUAGUUUUGUUUAG